AUGGUGAGGGGGAAGACGCAGCUGAGGCGGAUAGAGAACGCGACGAGCCGGCAGGUGACCUUCUCCAAGCGCCGCAACGGGCUGCUGAAGAAGGCCUUCGAGCUCUCGGUGCUCUGCGACGCCGAGAUCGCCCUCAUCAUCUUCUCCGCCCGCGGCAAGUUCUACGAGUUCGCCACCUCCAGAAUGCAAGAAAUACUUGACCGUUACAGAGGACAAGCAAAAGAACGGACCAGCGGCAGUGUCAUAGAACAUGAUAAGCAGCCAUGUAGGUAUGAAGCUGCAAAUAUGGUCAAGAAGAUGGAGCAUCUUGAAUCCACUAUAUGGAAAAUAUUAGGUGAAAAAUUAGAAUCAUGUUCUCUUGAAGAACUGCAUGAAUUGGAGGUACCAAUUAGUAGAAGAGCAGCUUGCACAGCUUCAAGAGAAGGUAGAAGCUACAAUAUAAGCUACCAUUUGCUGCUACCAACGAAGUUGGCAUACCCGGUCAACAUACUGAUGUCGAGACAGAGCUUUGCAUUGGAUGCCCCGGAAGAUGAAGGAGAAACAGUGUGAUUCCAAUUUGAUUGUGCACAUAUAUAAUGCAUCUAUAUGUUUGAUGCUGCAGAAUAAGUGGUCUUACAGUUCCCUAAGAGAGACAUAGGUGUAGACAUAUGCCUUACUUAGCUCAAGUUGGAAUCAGUUCAAAUAACGCAAAAGGAUGAGAAUUAUGUUGACUAAGAUUUUUGUUGGACAGGUUUAAAUCAGUCUUGCCUUUGUCUUUGGUUUUAA
Musa acuminata AAA Group (dessert banana) is the source of this 765-nucleotide messenger RNA. RefSeq names its product MADS-box protein SOC1-like. Gene Ontology annotation, cellular component: nucleus. Gene Ontology annotation, molecular function: DNA-binding transcription factor activity, RNA polymerase II-specific; protein dimerization activity; RNA polymerase II cis-regulatory region sequence-specific DNA binding. NCBI's taxonomy places the organism in Eukaryota, Viridiplantae, Streptophyta, Magnoliopsida, Zingiberales, Musaceae. The transcript is spliced from 6 exons. The coding region runs from base 1 to 549 and encodes 182 amino acids. The record is from RefSeq and is a predicted model, not a curated record. Gene Ontology annotation, biological process: positive regulation of transcription by RNA polymerase II.